AGGGUCAAAAGGGGUAUAACCGGUAAAAACUGAAAUCCCUCGCAGCAGAGAACAGAAAGGAGAUGGCGCCGAUGCCUUCUUCAAAACUCAAUAUCUGAAAUUUAUUUCCUUAUAAAAUCUAAACCUUAUCACAAAGAAAUGGUGCCAUUCCUUCACUCUUUUCUUAUCAAUUCUUUCUCAAGAUUUCGCCUUUGCUCUCUCUGCCCUCCUCUCCCUCAGAACCGAAGAAUAGAUGCUGCCACUUGUAUUGGGAGCAAAGCCCGGCUUCUUUGUUCUGUAGCAAACUUUUCAGAUUUUUUUGAAUGCGAUCAACGCCAUGAUCAUGGUGAAGCGAAAGAGAAAGAUGCUGCACUUCGUCUGGCUCUCACUCAACUUGCUGGUGAAUUUGGUAGAGAGUCUAUGUUGUCUUUGCAACGGUUUUUCAGCUCACGGCAUGCUCCUGUGAUACCUACAGGCUCAUUGAAGCUUGAUCUCGCUCUUGGCAUUGGAGGAUUACCUAAGGGAAGAAUGAUUGAGAUCUAUGGGCGAGAAGCUUCUGGGAAGACAACGCUUGCACUUCAUAUUAUCAAGGAAGCUCAAAAACUGGGUGGAUAUUGUGCAUAUCUUGAUGCUGAGAAUGCAUUGGACGCUUCACUUGUAGAAUCAAUGGGAGUAAACACAGAAGAUCUUCUUAUUUCACCUCCAGAUUCAGCUGAAAGGUUGCUGAGUGUAGUUGACACACUGACCAAGAGUGGGUCUGUCGAUGUGAUUGUGGUUGAUAGUGUAGCUGCUCUUGUCCCCCAACGUGAGCUUGAUACUUCGAUAAUAAGGAUGGAGGACAUGCAAUCAAGAAUAAUUAGCCAAGGACUCCGGAAAAUCCAUUAUUCUUUAUGCCAGUCUAAAACACUUAUUGUAUUUCUUAAUCAGACUAGAUCAAAUUUAAAGUCAGGACAAGGUCUAGUAUGUGUGGGUGAGGACACUUGCGGGGGAAAUGCCUUAAAAUUCUAUUCUGCUGUGCGGUUGAGAAUGGUCAAAACAGGAUUGCUCAAGACUGAGGAUAAGGUAAGUGGCCUUGCAGUGUCUGUGCAAGUGGUGAAAAAUAAAUUGGCGCCUGCUAUGAAAAAAGCUGAUAUUGGGAUACAGUUUGGGAGAGGCUUUUGCUGUGAAUCUGAGAUCUUGGAGUUGGCUUGUGAACAUCAAGUCAUCAUCAAAGAAGGAAGCAACUACCUUAUUGAAGGAGAUGUUAUCAGUGACAAACAUGCAGCUCGUUAUCUUGCUGAAAACUAUGAGGUUCUCCAUAGAAUAGUUACAGCAUUAAGAAGACAAUUGUUUGGAAGGUAGAUAAUUACGAUACCCAUUUGACUGGAUUAACUUAAAGAAGCAGGAAAACUGAACUCAAAGAGGUUGCAAUUUGGCUAUGGACUUGCAUAUACUGGGAAAAUAUCCUUUAUGGAAUUUGAAUUUACAAUGGCACAGCAGUGGCAUCGGAGCUUAUUUGCAAAGAUUGAAGGGUGGCUGCUGGAAUUAGAAGUUCUUGCUGGUUGGAGCACGUGGGAUUACCAGCCUCGAAAGCGUAUUUCCCAGUAGUUGGACACAUUCUUCCCGCAAGUAAGUGUAGCUUUCCCUCAAAAUCUAUUGAGGUUCAAUUCAACGAUAUAUGAAAACUGUAUAUUUACAUUUAAGAAAUUUCUGAAAUUUGGAUUUGGAAAGGAUACAUUUGAUUACAUUUACGUGCAUGAAUAAAUCAAAUAUCUGAACUCAUUGAAGGUGCA
Hevea brasiliensis (rubber tree) is the source of this 1751-nucleotide messenger RNA. RefSeq names its product DNA repair protein recA homolog 2, mitochondrial. Gene Ontology annotation, molecular function: ATP binding; ATP-dependent DNA damage sensor activity; single-stranded DNA binding. Lineage: Eukaryota; Viridiplantae; Streptophyta; Magnoliopsida; Malpighiales; Euphorbiaceae. The record is from RefSeq and is a predicted model, not a curated record. The coding region runs from base 139 to 1320 and encodes 393 amino acids. Gene Ontology annotation, biological process: DNA repair. The transcript has 8 exons.